UUUGGCGGUCUCACUUGCUGCUGCUGCUGCCCCUCCAGCAACAGCGCCAUCGCCGGUUGUUUAAGCUCUCCUUUUUUGAGUCUCAUUGGGUUUUUUUUUUUUGGGGGGGUGGGGUUGCAUUGCCUCGAUAGUUUGGCACGGCACGGCUCGGCACCAUGUCUCCUUCACUCUUCUCCGCCUUCCACCCUCACGGCUCUGCUCUUGCUCUCUCCGCUGGUGAUGGCCGUAUCAAGAUUUGGGAUUCUAUUACUGGAAACUUGCGUAACGAGUUGGCGGACCUUCCUUCACUGCCUGCUUCCACCGUCGCCUCUGGCCAUCUUGCGCUGGACUACACCUGCAUGGCUUGGGGUGCUCUGCCUUCCAACUCCUCUACCAAAAAGAAGAAGAAAGGUGCGAAAGAGAAGGGGGGCGCGGCGGUUGUUGUUGUUGGCACUGGUAGCGGUGAUAUUAUUUCGUGGGACACUACUCUCGGAGAGCUUAAGUGGCGAGCUAGUGAUUGUCAUGCGGGGAGUGUGACAUCUGUAGCAUUUAGCAAGAGCGGAAAAAGGCUGUACAGUGUAGGCCACGAUGCGCACGUGUGUGAAUUGGAUAGCUCCUCUGGCCAGGUGCUUACCAAGUUCCGGGCAGCGAAAACACCUCUGUCUUGUGUAGCUGUUGCCGAAGAUGGUGGUACCGUGGCGGUUGCAAGUGCGGAGGUGAAAUUAUUCGAUCUUUCUAGCAAGAAGCGACUUCGAAAAUUUCCCGGGCAUCCUACUCCUGUGAAAACUUUAUGUUUUACUCCAGAUGGAAAGUAUUUAUUGUCCGCUGCAACGGGGGAACGUCAUGUUGUAUUGUGGCAUGUGGAAGGUGGAAAAUCAGAGACAUCUGCGCCUAUCUCACUGUCUGUAGAGCAUCCAGUAGCUACAAUCGAUAUCUCUGGGUUCGACGAGGAUGGUGACGUUCUGAGGGUAAUAGCUGUUAGUGAGGGUGGGUGUGCAUAUAUCUGGUCUGCUCCAACUGUAAAUGAGCUUGAGACUACUAAACCCACAAUCAUUAGUGUAGGACAAUCUGGGAAAGGCAGAGCAGGUGCCAAACCCCGUAUUCUAGCUGCAAGGUUUUUGCAGAGCGAUGCAACUGUUUUAGUUGUUCACGGCACCUCAGUCAAACCUCACUUCGAGAAAGUUCCAUUAUGCGGCCAGGAGGGCUCUAACAUCGUUCUUAGUGCAACUGUAGAAGGUGCCUUGCUGCCAGCAGCUGAUGUCGUCGAGCAGUCGAAAUCAGUGUCUGUGCAAGUUACUGUACUAGGUCUUGAUAAUGCAGGUGAGGCGGCAAUACCUCGACCACAGAUUGACAUAGCGUCUGCAAAGAAAAAGGCCAAAAAACGUCGUGCCGAAGCUGAGGACGAGGAAGCACAGCCUAACUUGAAAUCACCUGAAGAGAAGACGGACAUGAAAACCGAUUUGGACGACGUUGCUCUAACUGUACCAGCUGACGAAGAACCAACGUUAGAGGAGAGAAUGAUUGCACUCAAGGUAAUUGAAGAAGUGGAUCUUAAAGAUCUCAAAGGCGAUACCCACGACCUUGAUAGAACAGUGGUACCUCGAGCAGACUCCCUACAAGUUCUCCUUUCACAAGCGUUGCAGGCAGAUGACAAUUCUCUCCUAGAACAAUGUCUCAACAUACAUGACGAAAAAGUUAUAUCAAACACCAUACGAAGAUUACGUCCCUUUGAGGCUGCGAAGUUCCUCACAGUUGCUGUGUCGAAAAUGGAAGGAAGGCCUCAGAGGGCCUUAGGCCUGGUACCCUGGGUUCGGGCUGUAUUACUGCAACAUGCGAGUUUCGUAAUGACCAACCUUGCCUUGCAACCUGUACUCACUUCAUUGUAUCAAAUAAUUGAGGCUAGACUGUCGGUUUUCCGGCCGCUUUUGUCUCUUUCAGGUCGACUAGACCUUGUCAUGGCACAAAUCCAGAAAAAUGAAUCUCAAAGCAAAGAAGAUAAACAAAACGAAGCUGCUGUUGUUUAUGAAGAGGAGGAUGAUGAUGGACCAGAGGCUAUUAACGUGAUGGUUGAUGGUGGAUCGCAAUACGAAAUGGAGGAUGAGGAUGAUGGGGAGUCUGAGAGUGAAGAUGAGGACGAGGAUGACGAUAUGGAAGAUGAUGAUGACAUGGAGGAAGAUAAGCCUGAUAUCAAGUUGAACGGAAAUGGAAACGGAUUGUCAGAUGGAGACGAUGAAGACUAGUGGUAUGCUGCUAGUCUUGUUUUUCUUUUUCUUUUUUUCCUGUUUUUUUCUUCUAUCAUUAGGCCACCUUACCACCUGUACGCUACCGCCGCUGAAGCUGGUAGCUCCAGUAUUAAACAUACAUUACUAGCAGGACGCUAAGUAUGCUGAGAAGGAUGCUUGUCACCCGAGCUGCUGAUAUUUCCACUAUUUAUAUUCUGGUUAGUGAUGGAUGAUCAGCAGUAAUGGGUAGACAUUGAUUUGGUGGCGUGGUGGUGCGGUAGAUAUUGACUCAUUCCCAAGUAUUGAUUCUGUACAUGGUGGCAUCGUGACACUUCUGCUUUUUCCUCUUUUUAACUAGGUUGAUGUAGUUGUGGAGUAAAUUGAUUUGGUGGCAUGAAGAUGGCCACGAUUUUCUGGAAAUGUAGUGCGGAAGUCAGAGCAAUAGAGUGCGUUGAUGUACUUCCGCACAGUUCGGAGAUACAGUUUUGACCUACGAGUUCACUAAGAUUACGUGAAGAAGCCAUGGCUUAUGCUAUAUACAACCACAAUUGGAAUCGUAGCCCAUUUCCUUUCAGAUAACUGUGUUGGCCCUUCUUUGGAGCAGCUGGAGAGGUUCAGUAAUUUUAGGCUGCCUGUAAUGUCAGAUUUUCAAUUGCACCUGUGCAUGCUUGCGGGCUUGAACAA
Molecule: messenger RNA, 2885 nt
Organism: Physcomitrium patens
Lineage: Eukaryota; Viridiplantae; Streptophyta; Bryopsida; Funariales; Funariaceae
Molecular function (GO): protein binding
Source: RefSeq, a predicted model, not a curated record